CCGAAUAAGUUAGUUGUUCUUUAACCAUAAACCGCCAUUGUGACGUAACAGCCUAACAUAAAGCCAAUUUAACUCGAACACAACUCAAAUUCCGGCCCAACUCUUUGCCGGAACUUCUACUUUUGUCUCACGAAACCGAACUCAACCACGCCCAGCAACUGCCCCCACUUUUCUCGCUUCUUUGUCCUUAAAAGAUUAACAAUCUUUUACGAAAACUAACCCAAUACAACACAACUCACCCAAAUGUCCUCAAAUCACCAUCUUAUUCUUGAAUCUGACAAGGAACAUGACUCAAGUAGCCGACAUGGCUCGCCCCGGCUUGACUCAAGCCGGUUUGCUAGUAGCAAUGACCAUCUUUUUGGGUUGAAAUUGAAGAAAGUGAAGAGGAAAGGAGGUGGUAGAGUUUGGUAUCAAAGAAAGAGAGUGAAAAGUUUGGUGGGUGUGAUUGGUUUGGUUGGGUUCUUUUUCUUUGUUAAUUGGUUUAUGCUUUCGAGUUUACAAGAUCAUGGGCAACGACAAAAAUUGUCUAUUGUCAAUUCAUCUUCAGUAUCAGCUUCAGUUUCUGUUAAGAAAGAAUUGAAGAAGUUAGGUAAAGGGAAGAGGUCACAGUUUGGUGUUUAUGGAAGGAUGUUGGCUUUGGCUGCUCAUGCCUUGGCUGAGGGGCAGAAUAAACGUGAGCCGAAAGAUUUGUGGCACGAGCCGGUGGUUCCUGCUUCUUCUUGGAGACCUUGUGCUGAUCAGUGUAGUUGGGAACCUAAUGGGGGAAAUAAUGGAUACCUUGUGGUCACUGCAAAUGGUGGGAUGAAUCAGCAGCGAGUAGCUGUUUGCAAUGCUGUUGUCCUAGCACGAUUGCUUAAUGCAACUCUUGUUGUUCCGAGAUUUAUGUACAGUAGUGUCUGGAGAGAUGUGAGUCAAUUCAGCGAUAUCUAUCAGGAGGAGUAUUUUAUUAACUACUUGACUCCUGAUAUUCGGAUAGUGAAGGAACUUCCAAAUGAGCUACAGUCAUUAGAUUUGGAGGCAAUUCAUAGUGUUGUGACAGAUGUAGACAUCCCAAAAGAGUCCAAGCCAAGUUUUUAUUUGAAAAACAUUCUCCCUAUUCUACUUCGGAAUAGAGUUGUCCAUUUACUUGGGUUUGGGAAUCGUUUGGCAUUUGAUCCAUUAACUUUCCAGUUGCAGAGACUUCGAUGUAGAUGCAAUUUUCACGCACUACAGUUUACUCCAAAAAUACAACAAACAGGUGCUUUGCUCCUUCAACGGUUGCGUAAGCAUGCUGCUCAACCUGGGCCAUUGGAUAACUAUCUUGUUGGUCUGCAUAAAGAUUCAGUUGUGAAGGAAAAAGGGGUUCGGUCUGCAAAAGCUUCAAAAUACUUAGCUCUACACCUGAGAUUUGAAAUUGACAUGGUAGCUCAUUCUCUCUGUGAAUUUGGUGGAGGUGAACAAGAGAGACAAGAGUUGGAAGCAUUUCGUGAAAUUCAUUUUCCUGCAUUGACACUUCUCCAGAAGACAACAAAGCUGCCUUCUCCUGCAGAGCUCAGAUCUGAAGGGCUAUGUCCAUUGGCGCCCGAAGAAGCAGUACUUAUGCUUGCUGCUCUUGGUUUCAACCGUAAGACGCAUAUAUUUGUUGCUGGGGCACAGAUAUAUGGGGGGACACAAAGAUUGGCUGCUUUGAACACCUUGUAUCCUUAUUUAGUUACUAAAGAGAACUUGCUUUCAGCAGCUGAACUUGAACCAUUCAAGAACUUUUCGUCUCAGCUAGCAGCACUGGAUUUCAUUGGCUGCACAGCUGCCGAUGCAUUUGCCAUGACAGAUUCAGGGAGUCAAUUGUCGUCAUUGGUCUCUGGUUAUCGAAUAUACUAUGGUGGAGGGAAGAUGCCGACUAUUCGACCAAACAAGCGAAGACUUGCGGCUAUCUUCAUGAAGAAUUCCACCAUAGAAUGGAAAGUCUUUGAACAGAGAAUUAGGAAGGCAGUUAGACAAACUAAACAUGUCCAAUCAAGGCCUAAGGGAAGGAGUGUUUAUCGAUAUCCUCGUUGUAAAGAAUGUAUGUGCACUACAGAUUAAUUUAUGCUUUGCUUUAGCAUGUCAAUGCCAAUUGUAACAUGUAACAUUUAUUGUUCAUUAAUUUUUACCUUAGUAUACUAUUCAUGUGCUCUCAUUGAUUGAAUGAGAGUUAAUUUUUUCAUAAAUAUAUAGAAGAUGCAAAGCCUUUUAGCCUCUCUGAGGACGACUUCUAUCACCUGUGGACA
This is a messenger RNA of Pistacia vera, 2246 nucleotides long. RefSeq names its product O-fucosyltransferase 15-like. Lineage: Eukaryota; Viridiplantae; Streptophyta; Magnoliopsida; Sapindales; Anacardiaceae. The coding region runs from base 244 to 2061 and encodes 605 amino acids. The transcript is spliced from 10 exons. The record is from RefSeq and is a predicted model, not a curated record.